AUGUCCUACUCCCCUCAGCAAGAGAAGGAAAAGUCUGGCUCCUUCAAGGGCGGCGAUGUCGUCGCCACCCUUGAGGAUGGUGUCGGUGCCACCGACACCAACGCCUUUGACCAGCGCAAGGGCGAAGAGCUCAAGCACGCCCUCCUUCCCCGCCACAUGGCCAUGAUUUCCAUCGGCGGUGUCAUCGGGACAGGUCUUUUCCUCGGUACCGCUUCCUCCCUUCACAACGCCGGCCCCCUCGGUCUGUGGCUCGGCUACCUGCUCAUGGGUUCCGUCUGCUACGCCAUGAUGAUGUGUCUCGGUGAGAUGAUCUCUUACCUUCCCGUUCCUGGUGGUCACAUCAAGCUCGCCGAGCGUUUCGUCGGCAAGCCUCUCGCCUUCGCCAUGGGUUGGAACUACUGGUACAACUGGGUCAUCGUUCUCCCCGCCGAAUUGUCUGCCGCUGCCGUCCUCAUGUCUUACUGGUCCGAUGCCAACCCUGCUAUCUGGAUCUCGGUCUUCCUCGUUGUCGUCGUCGCUAUCAACUUGCUCGGCACUCGUGCUUACGGUGAGGCUGAGUUCUGGUUCGCCUCGAUCAAGAUCAUCACCAUCGUCGGCCUCAUUAUCCUUUCCGUCUGCAUCGACCUUGGUGUCGGCAAGCAGGGCCGUCUCGGCUUCCGCUACUGGAAGAACCCCGGCCCCUUCAAGCAGUACCACGGCAUCCAGGGCUCUCUCGGACAGUUCCUUGGCUUCUUCUCGGUCCUCAUCAACGCUGCUUUCUCCUUCAUCGGAACAGAGAUCGUCGCCAUCGCCUCUGCUGAAGCCAAGAACCCUCGCAAGUCCGUCCCCAGCGCCAUUCGCAAGGUCUGGAUCCGUAUCUGCCUCUUCUACUUCAUCGGCACUUUCAUGAUCGGACUUGUCUGCUCGUCGACCGCUCCCGAGCUCACCGCCGGCAAGAAGACCGCCGCCCGCUCCCCAUUCGUCGUAGCUAUCAACAACGCCGGCAUCAAGGUCCUCCCAAGCAUUGUCAACGCUGCUUUGGUCACUUCUGCUGUGUCCGCCGCAUCGUCGGACCUCUUCACUUCAAGCCGAGCCCUCUACUCGCUUGCUAUUGGCGGUUCCGCGCCCCGAAUCUUCGCUCGUACCACCAAGCGAGGUCUCCCUUACGUCGCGGUUGCCGUCUCGAUUGCCUUCUCCUUCCUCUCGUACAUGUCGGUCCGCGAUGGUGCCAGCACCGUUUUCGGUUACUUCGCAAACAUGACCUCGAUUGCUGGUAUGGUGACCUGGUUCUGCAUCGGUGUUAUGUACCUCCGCUUCAACAAGGCUAUGAAGGCUCAAGGCAUGUCCCGCGACGUUCUGCCUUACCGCGCAGCUCUGCAGCCCUUCUGCGGCUGGUGGACGGUGUGCACUACCUUCAUCGUCAUGCUGUUCAGCGGAUGGUCGGUGUUCCUCAACGGCAACUGGUCCGUCAGUGACUUUGUUACCAACUACAUCCCCAUUCCUCUCUUCUUGGUCCUCUACGGUGGAAACUGGUACUUCAACCGCAACAACGGUGCUCACAUCCCAUCCAGCGAGGUCGACCUCACCACCGGUCUUCGCGAGAUCCUCGAGGCUGAAGUGCCCGAGGAGAAGCCUACCACCAUCGGCGGCAAGGUCUGGGCCUUCAUCUCCUAG
Pseudozyma hubeiensis SY62 is the source of this 1653-nucleotide messenger RNA. RefSeq names its product amino acid transporter. Gene Ontology annotation, molecular function: amino acid transmembrane transporter activity. The record is from RefSeq and is a predicted model, not a curated record. Gene Ontology annotation, biological process: amino acid transmembrane transport. The coding region runs from base 1 to 1653 and encodes 550 amino acids. The transcript has a single exon. Gene Ontology annotation, cellular component: membrane. Lineage: Eukaryota; Fungi; Basidiomycota; Ustilaginomycetes; Ustilaginales; Ustilaginaceae.